Nematostella vectensis (starlet sea anemone) is the source of this 4259-nucleotide messenger RNA. Its product is annotated as microcephalin. The transcript has 18 exons. NCBI's taxonomy places the organism in Eukaryota, Metazoa, Cnidaria, Anthozoa, Actiniaria, Edwardsiidae. Gene Ontology annotation, biological process: mitotic cell cycle. Bases 488 to 3421 code for a protein of 977 amino acids. The record is from RefSeq and is a predicted model, not a curated record.
UGCUUCCUCUUAGGCUCGUGUCAGGAUCUAUUCCCAGCAGUCUCUAGAGGCCUAGGUCAACGAUUGCGGGUUGAAAUCGAGCCUAGAUCCUAGUGUGUGGAUUCCGGAUUCCACUUGUAUGAUUCCGGAUUCCAAGCCUCAUUUUUAAUGUAGUUGGGAUUAUCGGAUAUAACCAAAAUGCACAAAUAAGAAGUCAAUGCAUUGACAAUUUUUUAUAAAUUUCAACUUCUGAAACUUCUGAAAUCCUUAUAAAUCAGGGAAACGUUGCGUGACGGGAAACUAAAAGCGGCUGCGAUGCGAGGAGACUAGUGUUUUCUGGGUCUCCUGUGUUUUUCUUUAUUCCAGCUUUCACAUCGCGGGCUCAGAUUUAAACAAUGCGCGCCAACUUCAAAAACACCGUCGAUUUCAAGCUGAUUUCAAGAAAAUGUGUACAGAAUUUGCGGUGAAAAAUAUGAUCAUUUAACAUUGAUAACACCACUCAGCCAUAAUGAAUAGAGGGAAGUCAUCACUUAAGUUGAAUAACGGAUCGAGAAACGCCAAAAAGAAGAAUAUCAGUGUCACUAUAGGCAAGACAUCAUACUGUGGUUCACCAGAACAACAUAAGGACAGAAGCCUAUACAGAGCAGUUCUCAAAGACAGUGCAACCAAGCAUGGAGCAGCACCGAACACUUUGCUAGCACCCUCUACUAGACCCUUUAGAACAGCUACUAGCCGCAAGAACAGUGAUGAGUUUGAAUUCCGCUGUUCAUUUGACAGCGAUGAAGAGAACAGUCCAGAAAUUGAAAUCCCACCUACCCAGCCAGUCACAGAGGAGCAAAUAUUGACAGGUGUUGUUGCCUUUAUUGAUGUUAGAUCCAAUACAGAGAAUCGAUUUGAUGGUAUUUCCAAACAGAUGGAGCUAUUAGGUGCAACAGUUGUCAGAAAGUUUAUUCCUGAAGUUACUCAUGUGAUUUUCAAGGACGGUAAGAAGGCAACAAGGGAGAAAGCCUUAAAGAAAGGCAUCCACCUUGUGACUGUACUGUGGGUGGAAAGUUGCCGUGAGACGGGAAAGCGUGUGGCUGAGGAACUGUUCCCUGUUAUUGCACAAGAUGAACUCAGCACGCCUCUACUGAUGGGAAAGCUGAAAAGAACCAAGUCCAUGCAGCCAAAAUCAUUUGAAGAAGAUGUCAAGAAUAGUGCAGAAAAAGAGAAAAGAAGACGUAGGCUUACAGGAAAAAGGAACUCACCAGCCACAACUAGUCUCGACGAGAUUUUUGGUGUCGAGGGUGUCACCUCACUGAGUCCUUUGUUGCUUGGUUCACCUCUCAUCGCUGGGGUUAUCCCGGAUUCGCCACCAAUGCGCACACCCAUCGCGGAGGAAGCUAGCGAUGUCGAAGAUGGUUCCCCAGCCGUGGACCCGACCAUAAAGCGUCUCAAAUUCGAUGAUUCAAGUAAUAAUGAGACGAGUGAGCCAAAAGGACUGGGGACGAAUGAGACAAAAGGAAGUAGGCGGUCCACCAGGAAUCCCAAUCAAUCCCCUGCUGAGACCGCGCGGACGCCCAUUACCAAGAAAACGCCAGCUGACAUGUUACAGACAGGUUCUGGUCCUCAGAAGAAAAGAAAACGAGGCAAUGUACCCCAACACUUGGAUGCAUCUGAAUCCGACUCGAAUAUCAGCGUCGCCAAGAAACCCAAAAAUGCAGUCAAAGAUCUCAUCAUAACACCUGUACUGGACGAGGAAAACGCCGCGAAAAAUACAAGAGGAAGCGGAAAAAGGGGAAGAGCUAAAUCUGUUGGAGGAGCGGCCAAGACUGGGGAAUUCCUGGAAACUCCUGGUCACCAGGACGACCAGGAAAUAGAACAUGCAGGAGGUAGAGCCAAGAAACUAAAACUGGCAAGGGGUAGAGGUAGACCGAGGGCGAAGUCUACGGCAACAACAGGCACAGAAGUCGAGUUUGCCAAUAAAGAAAUGACAGCAAGAAAUAUCGAAGCCAACAAUGUCGGAUCGUCAAGCUUGGAAAAUCUGGAACCAAGAGACAAUCGGAAUGAACGGAAUUCGGGACGUGCAACGGGACGCGUAACGGGACUUGAUUCGGAACUCGACGUGUACGGCGAAGACAGCGCAUCGGACUCGGGGGUGUCUGUCAGCGAGAGAGAGUCGCGAAUGAAAAAAGGAGGAACCGAGAAUAAACUCCCGGAGCGGAAAAAGAAAUUCAACAAGACGGCGUCGCUCGUUGGACAAAAGCCCCAUUCGGCUGCAGGGGAGGAUCAUUGGAGUGGGAUGGAAUGGGAAGAAGGGGGAGCAAUGGAAAAAGGCGAAGCUGUCGAAAAGACCUUAACCAAACUAUCGAACCCAGGAUUUACGCAAAGUAUGAAGACAGCGAUGCAAAGUGUUAAUGACUUUGAGGAGAAGGAAACAGUCGAAACAGGAGUGAAUAAGCGGGGUUUAGAUAGAAAACAAGUAGGAAAGGAAUCCAAGGGCAAAGAAGUUCAGAAAAAGAAGAUAACCAAACAAGAUAAUGAUCAUGAAGUUGGCGGAACAGUAGAUAUAGGCGGCGACUCUGCGAAGAUUCUGAAUACAAGGAUAGCAAAGACCAAGAGAGAACCGAAACAAACACGGAAAAAGAAAACGCCAGUCAGUUGUACGGAAGACGAAACCCCAGAGAUUGAGUAUGGGGGCGAUGUUAGUCGUACAACAGACUAUACGGCGUCGUCUAGUGAUGAACAUACAGUAAGCACUGAAGACGAGGGUCGGAGUGAUAGAGUGAGGAAAGGGUUGAAAACUAGGCGAGCGAAGGCGCUGCGGAAGACGAAAGAAAGCACUACAAGUCGAACAAAGCCCCGACGAUCGAUGGUUCUUACAAGUAUGCACUUUGGGGAGCAAGAUAUUGUUGUUUCUGUGGUACGUAAGCUCGGAGGGUUUUACAUCGCAGAUAAAGCCGGCGCCAACACCACGCACGUGAUAGCAGGAAGCCCAAGACGGACGCUUAAUGUGCUGAGGGCGAUCGCACAGGGAUGCUGGCUUGUCUCGCCUGAGUGGGUGAUGAAGUCCCUUGAGGCUGGGUAUUGGGUUGAUGAGGAACCUUACGAACUGGCAGACGACUUCCCCGCAGCUCAGCUGUCAAGGUUAGAGCGGGUGAGCUCCGGACCGUGUUUUCGCCAAGAGCUCUUCAAAGAAAUGGAGCCUAUUUUCGUGGCGGAAGACACGUCGCCUCCCAGAGACGAAUUAAUACACCUUAUCACACUGUGUGGAGGCAACGUCUGUACGUCCAUCAGGAGUGCAGGCUUGUGCGUUGGCAAGGUCAACAGAAGGAUCGACACGUCCAACGUCACUGAGGCCUGGGUACUAGACUCGAUAACAGAGCACUCCGUACUGUCAUUCUGUACGUACGCCUUGAACUCACCGGCGCGGAGCAGGAGAGAGGAGAGUCCCACCUACUAGCACCUCCAGUAGGUCGUACUAGGAAUAAUCUACUUUUAGAUACUAUAAAAUAGUUGCUGUAACUAGCGCUGCUUCAACCUACCUGACUACCAAGCAGGUCCACCACGCCAAUGCCACCCCGCCCCGCCCCUCCCCUCCCCUCCCCUCCCAACCAUCACAUCCAUUCGUUCAAAAAAGGGGUAUGAUUAGAACCUCAAACAGAAACUGGUUAUUCAGGAUUUUCCGCCAACAGACCUUAACUGGUUAUUCAGGAUUUUCCGCCAACAGACCUUAACUGGUUAUUCAGGAUUUUCCGCCAACAGGCCUUAACUGGUUAGUCAGGAUUUUCCGCCAACAGACCUUAACUGGUUAUUCAGAUUUUCGCGCUAUUUCAAAAUGAGCUAAAACUCCAUUAGAAUAUUCGUAUCCAGCUGGGGCGUCACAUGUCCGGUAAAUAUGGGUUGGUGGAUAAGAUGGGCGCUAUAAGUAGGAAUGGAUCAUAUUCAUUAUUUUUAAUCUAGUAUUAUAAAUACUAUGGGCUAUGAUUGAGUAUUUGAUGCUCCACCUGCCAGUUGAUUCCCUGCUAGCGGAGGCCUCUUUUCUCUGUAUUUCGCUGGGCUGGAGUUCGCGAGGAAAAGAUGCCUCUGCCAUGGGUCGCAAGUUUGUUUGAUCAAACCGCCGUCCACGAUCGUGGACGGGAGAUCCAGAACGCAUGCUCCGUUCCAUUAAUUAUUGGCCACUAUUUGAGCCCACAAUGUCUAGCGCAUGCUUGAAACGUAUAUCCGCUGCGGGAUAAUAAGCCCGCAUUCGAAACGGCGUCCUCCGUAGAAAUAUCACGCGACGAAUUAUAAAAGAAGCC